AUGGCCAAAGAUAAUGAAAACCCAACCCCACCACCUCCUCCUCCUCCAUCUAAUGACUAUCACCCUGAUAAUGCAAUUAGCAACAUCAAGAAUGAGGUUCCAGAAAUUCUUGAUCGUGACAAAGGGAACUAUGGUAGUUGGGUUGAACUUUUUGAAAUUCAUUGUCAUUCUUGCAAUGUUAUCGAUCAUAUCGAUCCUAAAUCCCCUCUUACUACGGACCUCACAACGGCGCAGUGGAACCGCCUUGACUCGAUUGUGAAAAACUGGAUUUACAAUACAAUUUCUGCAGAUUUAAGAAGCACGGUGUUGUACAAGAACGCUACGGCACAGGAAACUUGGGAUAGGCUCGCUAAUAUUUUUCACAUCAAUGGAGAAAUCCGUGCUAUUUAUCUUGAAAACCAGUUUAACAAUCUUUUUGUUGAAAAUUUUCCAGAUGUGUCUUCCUACUGUCAGAAAUUGAAGGAACUCAAAGAUCAACUAGCCAACGUUGGUCAACCCGUGUCCGAAAGAACAUUGGUAUUACGUCUUUGUGCAGGCUUAAUUGACUAA
Molecule: messenger RNA, 549 nt
Organism: Chenopodium quinoa (quinoa)
Lineage: Eukaryota; Viridiplantae; Streptophyta; Magnoliopsida; Caryophyllales; Amaranthaceae
Exons: 1
Coding region: 1-549 (182 amino acids)
Source: RefSeq, a predicted model, not a curated record